AGCUGGAGUCUGGCAGAGCAGGAGCAGGAGCAGGCGGACAACACUCCGGCGGCUCCCGCGUUCGUCCCACACUUAGCUAGAGCUGCUCCCCAGGCAGUGGAGGUGAUGAUGGCGGCGGCUGUAGAGAGAGGAGGCGUCCGGGCCGCUUUCCUGAACCCGAGCAGCGGCGGCGGCGGACCGGCACCGACCAGCCUCCCGGCCGGAGCGCUAGCCGGGGCUGUCGUCCUGGGCUCGGGCUCCGGCGGCAUGCCCGUGCCCAUGAACCUCUUCGCCACCUGGGAGAUAGACCGAUCCUCCCCGAGCUGCGUUCCGAGACUCUGCAGUCUCACUCUGAAGAAACUGGUGGUUCUUAAAGAACUGGAUAAAGAACUCAACUCUUUGUCCAUCGCUGUUAAAAUCCAGGGUUCUAAACGUCUGCUGAGGUCCAACGAGUACGUCCUCCCCCCCAGUGGUCUGAUGGAGACAGAUCUGGAGCUGACCUUCUCACUACAGUACCCUCACUUCCUGAAGCGCGAUGCCAACCGGCUGCAGAUCAUGCUGCAGAGGAGGAAACGCUACAAGAACCGGACCAUCCUGGGCUACAAGACGCUGGCCGUGGGCGUCAUCAACAUGGCCGAGGUGAUGCAACACCCGACAGACGGAGGACAGAUACUGGGUCUCCAUAGCAACGUGAAGGAGGCGCCGGUGCGUGUGGCGGAGAUCAGCGUGUACUCUCUAUCCAGCCAACCCAUCGACCACGAGGACGGCAGCGGACAGGCCGGACGCAAGACCAAGACCUCAGAUCGAUCUCCAGACAUGGAUAACUACUCUGAGGAGGACGACGACAGCUACUCGUCAGAGCAGGAGGCCAGUGAUGACGCCGUCCACGGACAGGAUCUUUACGACGAGGAUGAUGAGGUCCGGAAGCCCAAGAAAGCUCGGAGGAAAAUGACCCGGACCACGUCCAUGACCCGGCAACCGAACUUCAAGCAGAAGUUUGUGGCGUUGUUGAAGAGAUUCAAGGUAACGGACGAGGUCCUGGACUCGGACCCGGUGGAUCAGACCCAGGAGGUGGAGGAGGAUCUGGACCUACUCUAUGAUAGUCUGGAGGUGUACAACCAGAGCGACAGCGGCCCUGAGAUGGAGGACAACGAGAGCGUACUGAGCACGCCCAAACCCAAACUAAAGCCGUUCUUUGAAGGAAUGUCUCACUCCAGCUCCCAGACUGAAAUUGGAAGUAUCCACAGCCACAAAAGUCAGCAAAGAGAACUGUCGUGUCCGACCGGAGACUUCCUGACUGUGGACCGAUGUAAAGUCCAAGGGGCUCGGUAUCAGGACGACAGCACCGCAGACGCCACCGUUGGGGAGGCGGAGACUGACGACAGCGGUCCAGGUCUGGGUCCGGGUCCAGGGGAGGUGAGCAGCUGGGACGUCAACACCGAACGGAUCACCAGCACUGUCGGCAAACUCAGCAAGACCGAGUCCCAGAACCACAUGUCCCCCAGUAAAGUGGAGAAUCGGCUACAGAGACGUCCUCGCAGUACAUCCAUGAAGGACAGACAGAACUCCAAGGCCCAGAACGACCGGACCAGCAGCAUGGAGAGUGAAUGUUCUCCAGACUCCAGACUCAUCGCCCAGGUCCCCAGGAAGUCUGUGUAUGACCAGCUGAACCAGAUCCUCAUCUCAGAUGAACGUCUACCAGAGAGCAUCAUCCUCAUCAACACCAUGGAGUGGCAGGGCCAGUAUGUGGCUGACCUCCUCCAUGAACAGGCCCAGCCCAUUGUGUCCACCUGCUCCGCCGCUGACGUUCAAGCCGCCUUCAACACCAUCGUUACUCGCAUCCAGAGAUUCUGUAACUGUAACGCUCAGACGCCUCCGACCAUGAAGGUGGCCGUGGCCGGGGACCAGAGUUACCUCAGCACCGUCCUGAGGUUCUUCGUUGAGCAGCUGGCCAAUAAGACGCCGGAUUGGCUCAGUUACAUCCGCUUCCUGGUCGUCCCCAUCGGUUCUCAUCCUCUGGCCAAGUACGUGGCGUCGUUCGACAGCAGGUUCAACAGCAUCUUCAUGGACACGGCGUGGAGGGAACUGUUCUGCAGGACGGAACGGCCCGCCUCAGAUAACAUCGACGUAGCGGGACGGGUGGUCCAGUACCUGGUCGGCGCCAAUGUGUCCCACCAGUUCCCCAUCUCUGAAGCCAUGCUCACCUACAAACAGAAGAGGAAAAGAAGUUUGUAUUUUGAUUUUUACAUCAGCCCCGACGAGGACUCGUGUCAGAAGUUUGUGCCAUUCAUCGGGGUUGUCAAAGUUGGGAUUGUGGAGCAAAGUCUGUCGACUUCAGUCGACUCCGACGACGCCAUGGGCGCCAACACCAGCAUCCUGUCGUCCCCGACCCCCCCGGCGGCCGGUCCGUAUGGGAAGGAGAUCGGGGGGACUCCGCCCCAGUCGCCCUCCGUCUCCACCGCCUUAUCUGGAGCUGGAUCUCCAUGUUCAGGAAGUGAAGUGAUGGGUCUGCAGGUGGACUACUGGACGUGGCAGGGCCCCGAGAAGAAGAAGGAGGGCGACAAGAGGGACGUGGGCCUCAAGAACACCCUGAAGAGUAACUUCAGGUCCCUGCAGGUCAGCCGUCUGCCCUGUGGGGGGGAGCUGACCCCCCCGCCCAGCAUGGCCAUGACCGUGGUCACCAAGGAGAAGAACAAGAAAGUGAUUUUUCUCAGUAAAAAGCCGAAGGAGAAAGAGCUGGACUCCAAGAGCCAAGUGAUCGACGGCAUCAGCCGCUUGAUCUGCACCGCCAAACACCAGCACACCAUGCUGAGAGUCACCAUUGAUGGCGUCGAAUGGAACGAUGUCAAGUUUUUCCAGCUCGCCGCCCAGUGGCCGACCCACGUUAAGCACUUCCCGGUGGGGAUCUUCGGAUACACAAAGCCUGUGUGACCGUGGCCGCCGUCCGCCCGCCUCCAGAGGCCCCUCCCCUCAGAAGAGAAGCCGACUGGCCCCCCCGCCCGGUCCCGCCCACCCCCACCCGGCAGUAAUAGUUUUCCUGUGGAAAUCUGAACUGAGUCCCCGUGUCCGACACAGGUUCAUGUUAUGAUGUUUCGAUGUCGUUGUUGGUGUCGUCGUUUUUUUUGUUGUUUUUUUUACACACUACGAACAGAACAAGUAAUAUUUUGUAAAGUUUGUGCUCCCGCCUUGGAGCGAUGCGGAGGUCUUUGACAAAUUGCCACAUUUGGAUACUGGCAGCUGUGUUUGCACUUUGUUUUUGUUAUUAACAUGUUAUUAUUUCUGUGAAAUCCUACAUUUCUUGUGACUCUAUAGACGAUGGAGGCGUGUGAUGGUGAUGUGCAGUGGCGUGCGUGCGUGCGACCCUUUGAUUCCGUGCUUGUGUUUCGUCGUUGGAAGUUGGAAUAUUGCUGUGAAUCUCGAUGGAAUCCUUCUCUUUGAACUCAGUGCUCAGUUUUCUUACUUGUCCCUUUACUUUUUUCGACAAAGGUCAGCUUUUUGAGCAAAGAUGUUUCCUUUUGUCCCGGCUUCGAAACACAUGAAUAUAAACAAAAGUAUUAAGACAAUAAGAACUAAUGUCAUCUUAUAGUGAGGAUAAAACAGUUGAGUAUAUUUAGAGUUUAGUUUGGGAAAAUAAACCGUCUGAGUUACUCUACAAACUAAGAUAAUAAUUUAACCAAACUAAUGAUAUCUAUCCCAUAAUCUAAAACUCUAUUCUGACAUUAGUCCUUACUGUUUUGGAUCCCAGACCCCUGUUAGAACAGAAACACCUGGAUUCAACGGGUCCACAGACUGUGGUCUGUAUAUUGUACAUCAGAUCAGAACCGGUUUUGUGUUUGUUGAAUGUACGACACAUGAACCAUCAUUUAUCACCAUUCGCGUUUUAUGUCGAAGCAGCGAUAACGCCACAAAACCACCUCCUUCUGCCAAAUGUCGUUGCGUCUUUAUCGCAUUGAGGUUCGUGGUCUUUGACGCUGUUGGCCUUGAGGUUUGUGGUCUUUGACGCCGUCAGCCUCGAGGUUCACAGUCUUUGACGCCUUUCACCUUGAGGUUCGUGGUCUUUCACGCUUUUGACCUCGAGGUUCAUAGUCUUUGACGCUGUUGACCUCGAGGUUCGCAGUCUUUGACACCGUUGGCCUUGAGGUUCGCGGUCUUUGACACCGUUGGCCUCAAGGUUUGCGGUCUUUGACGGCUUUGACCUUGAGGUUUGCGGUCUUUGACAGUGUUGGCCUUGAGGUUUGCAGUCUUUGACACCGUUGGCCUCGGGGUUCACGGUCUUUGACACUGGUGGCCUCGAGGUUCGCAGUCUUUGACAUCUUUGACCUCGAGGUUCGUGGUCUUUGACACCGUUGGCCUUGAGGUUUGCAGUCUUUGACACUGUUGCCCUCAAGGUUCAUGGUCUUUGAUGCUUUUGACCUCGAGGUUCAUAGUCUUUGACGCCGUUGACCUCGAGGUUUGUGGUCUUUGACGCCGUUGACCUCGAGGUUCGCGGUCUUGACGGCAUUGAACUCAAGGUUCGUGGUCUUUGACGCCGUUCUCCUGCCCCUAUGGUGCUUCUUUGUGCCAAAGUCCAGUUGUUUUAAAGCUGACCCACCUGAGCUUCGACUCGGCCAAACAUCGGUGUUUAGAACCCGAAUCUGUGUCGCAGAAACUGACAGCGAAAAGUCAUGAUGCACAUGUGGAACGAACUGGAACAGAACGCAAGAACAGUCAAAUAUAUGAAGAUGGAACCAAACCCACAGGUUUGGCCGAUCAGAGCCUUUAAAACAGCAAUAGUUUGUCAAACAUCCUAUCGCUGGUCUUAGUCAGUAUUAUUAGAGUUACUCUGAAAAACAGAUGAAAUUGGAGCCACAUUUAAGAAUAAAAGACCAAUGUGUCCUUUUUAAUGUUUGAGUCGAUGGUAAUGUCGACAAAUAAACCACUAUGAUGAUUUCUGUCCAUUUUGAAGGCUGAGUUUUGCUCUGGGUUCAGGUUUUGGUGUUAAAUUAUUAGGAAAAACUCCAAACAAGAACAACCAUAAUAGAAAAGACUGAUUGAAGAUGAAAAGUCUGUGAUUUUCCUUCAUUUUAAAGAAAAUGGAUGCAAUCUGAGUUUAUUCUGCAAAAUACUAAUGUAAAAUAUAUGUGGACAAAAUAUAUAUGAUGAGUAUAUCAGCACAAUAUAUGAAUCUAUGGUAAUAACCUCUAGUUACACUGCGAUAGGCGUGUUUGUUGGCCCCGCCCCGGUCCAGCCCCGCCCCGCCCCCGGUCACUGCCGGUGUGUGUGUGUGUGUGUGUUGGACGGUACUGCCUCCGUUCCCUUCGACAAAUGGCCUUUGUGUGUGAGUCUGCUGAUGCUUUUAUAGGAUGGCGUUUUUUAAAGUAUUGUAUAUAAAUCUAUACAACCAGAUGUACUAUUGUGAACCGCAAACCCCACCCCCUAAGCCCCGCCCCCCCAGUAAACUGAAAGCACAAUAUAUCCGACCUUUAGCUCCACGUAAAUGCCAAAUAUUUCCACAACUCAUGACGAAGUCGUUCAAUGCAAACAAACACUAUGGGUGGUUUGACUUUGUAAAUGCACUUUGUGGUUUUUGGACCCAGGUUCUGUCGGACCGGGUCACACGUAGACCACUCCCUACAGACACGCCCUGCUUUGAUUUGGAUGCUGUGGUUUUUUUCUUUUCUUUCUUGGUUUCGAGGUCGUGACUCUGUUACUUCAUUUUUGCCGCUGCUUCUCGUUGUCGUUGAAUAAAAACAUCGAGCGGCGUCUUUCAUCGCAUUCGACCCGGAGUUUGUUUUUGUUGUUGUUUUUUUUUUGCCCUGGUUCUAGACGUAGCGCGGGUGGCGUUAAACCCCCGGGUCGACGAGCGGCGCGCUGGUGUGUUGGCCUGCAGCGCCUCUCGUGGCUCAUGGACACGCCCCCCAGUGUCUUUGCACAAACCCUCUUUAAAGACAUGACAGUAUUUGAACUUUACCACUAAAGACAUGGUUCGUCUGCAUGUUUGACCUUAGAUGUACAUAUGUUUUGGAUUUUUAUAUGGUUGGUUUCUUUCAUGCUCACAGGCAGUUGUGUUUAAUAAAGUUUUUAAUCUUCUGUA
Messenger RNA from Sphaeramia orbicularis (orbiculate cardinalfish), 6052 nucleotides. Its product is annotated as phosphofurin acidic cluster sorting protein 2-like. The transcript is spliced from 25 exons. The record is from RefSeq and is a predicted model, not a curated record. Gene Ontology annotation, molecular function: transmembrane transporter binding. Gene Ontology annotation, biological process: protein localization to plasma membrane. Lineage: Eukaryota; Metazoa; Chordata; Actinopteri; Kurtiformes; Apogonidae. The coding region runs from base 106 to 2910 and encodes 934 amino acids.